AUGGGCAACCUGUGCAGCUGCGGCCGCCGCUGGAAGUGCCCUUCGCUUUUCAAAAGAAAGAAAGAGAAGCAAGGAGCUAAUGUGAGGCAUGAGACUCAACAGCAGCAGCCUGACAGGAAGGUCCCCACGUAUGAAGAUGUCCCAGAUGUGCCCGUGUACGCCACGGUGAGCAAGCCCAGGGAUGUGCAGCAGGAGGACAGCAUCCACUACGCUGACAUCCAGGUGUUCUCCAAGGCACGGGAGCGCUCGGCGGCCGAGCUGAGGAACCUGCAGCUGCAGAACGCCACGGAAUACGCCACCCUCAACUUCCCCAGGGCCAGGCUCAAGUACGACAGCAAAAAUGGCACCUUGGUCUAA
Cinclus cinclus is the source of this 357-nucleotide messenger RNA. It is a transcript of the gene C25H11orf52, whose product is annotated as chromosome 25 C11orf52 homolog. Gene Ontology annotation, cellular component: extracellular exosome. The record is from RefSeq and is a predicted model, not a curated record. Lineage: Eukaryota; Metazoa; Chordata; Aves; Passeriformes; Cinclidae. Bases 1 to 357 code for a protein of 118 amino acids. The transcript is spliced from 4 exons.